Messenger RNA from Actinia tenebrosa (Australian red waratah sea anemone), 795 nucleotides. Its product is annotated as cysteine and glycine-rich protein 1. NCBI's taxonomy places the organism in Eukaryota, Metazoa, Cnidaria, Anthozoa, Actiniaria, Actiniidae. Gene Ontology annotation, molecular function: structural constituent of muscle; actinin binding. Gene Ontology annotation, biological process: sarcomere organization; muscle tissue development. Gene Ontology annotation, cellular component: Z disc; nucleus; cytoplasm. The record is from RefSeq and is a predicted model, not a curated record.
AGAAAUAUCGCUGACGGGGAUCUGUUAUUAGCUUUUUCUAGUUGGGUAUUAAUUAAUUACCCUACGUGAAAGACUUGUCGUCGCAAGCAGGCUUCCAUUCCUUCAUAACAACUCUUCAUUCCAAAGGCAACAUCUUCUGCAAAAGCUGUUAUGGUAAAUGCUUUGGUCCGAAGGGAUACGGCUAUGGUGGGGGAGCUGGCACCCUCAGCAUGGACACUGGGAACAGGGGUGAAGUUCCUGACAUGAGACCUAAAGUUGGCCCUAUGCCAGUUUCAUCUGCAUAUGGCAGGAAAAAUUCCUGUCCACGUUGUGGUAAGGCUGUGUACGAAGCUGAAAAAAUAGUGUCUGGGGGACAGAGCUGGCACAAGCUUGGGUGUUUUACUUGCAAGGAUUGUAACAAGGGUUUGGAUUCAACGACGGUAAAAGACCAUGACAAAGAGAUCUACUGUGCUCCUUGCUAUGGAAAGAACUUUGGACCCAAGGGCUUUGGUUACGGACUUGGCGCCGGCGCUCUCACUCGUACUCAGUAGUUAGUAACUCACUAGUCUCCCUCGCACCCGUUUUUAGUGUCGGUCGUCACGCAACGCGUUGCGUGAUGACGACCGACACUAAAAACCGAUGCGAGGGAGACUAGUAACUCAUAGACAGAGCAGAAAAUGAUGUUUAAGCCUCAUUCUCUUUUUCUAAAAAGCUGAUGUUUUCUACUGCUAUCUAAUAAAUUAAACACUUUUUGUAAGAACCCCUUUUGAAAUAUCUCAUAUUGGAUUCUAAUAAAAAAGUUCAUUAGAUAAAUAA